This is a messenger RNA of Oldenlandia corymbosa var. corymbosa, 2430 nucleotides long. NCBI's taxonomy places the organism in Eukaryota, Viridiplantae, Streptophyta, Magnoliopsida, Gentianales, Rubiaceae. The record is from the annotation of a GenBank genome assembly.
AUGGAGUCGAAACAUUUGAUGAUGUCAGCUUUAGGUGUGGGGAUAGGGGUAGGGAUCGGAUUGGCCUCCGGACAAUGGACCAGCGGUGGUUCUUCCCCUGCCGUUCUCACGCCAAAGGUUAUGGAGCAAGAAAUGGUUAAUCUUAUUGUUGAUGGCAAAGAGAGCAAAGUGACUUUUGAUCAGUUUCCAUACUAUCUAAGUGAACAAACGAGGGUUUUGCUAACAAGUGCAGCAUUUGUUAAUUUGAAGAAAGCUGAGCUCUGUAAGCACACUCGGAAUCUGGCUCCAGCAAGUCAAACAAUUUUGCUAUCAGGACCCGCUGAACCUUACCAGCAGAUGCUUGUCAAGGCUUUGGCUCAUUUCUUCGAAGCGAAACUGUUGCUGUUAGAUGUUACUGACUUUUCACUCAAGAUGCAAGGAAAAUAUGGAUGUAACAAUAAACAAUCGUCUUUCAAAAGAUCUAUAUCUGAUGCAACCCUGGGUCGAAUGUCUGAACUGUUUGGAUCAAUGUCUGUACAAGAAAACAAAGGAACAUUACGUAGACAAAGUAGUGGAGUGGAUAUGAGCUCAAAGGCGACAGAUGGCUCAUUUAAUGUUCCGAAGUUGCGUCGGAAUGCAUCUGCCUCUGCCAAUAUGGAUAAUCUUACAGCAAAUAGCACAUCUUUAAAGUCAGCUUCUCAGCGCAUGAGCAGCUGGUCAUUUGAUGAGAAGCUUUUUCUACAGACACUUUAUAAGGUUUUAGCGCGGGUAUCCAAAACCACUCCAAUUGUCCUUUACCUUAGGGAUGUUGAGCACUUCCUCUGCAAAUCAGAGACAGUUUAUGUCUUGUUCCAGAAAAUGUUGAAGAAAAUGAGCGGACCAGUGCUGAUCCUUGGUUCAAGAAUCAUUGAUGCUGGCACAGACUAUGAAGAAUUAGAUGAAAGACUCUCUUCUGUAUUCCCUUACAACAUUGAAAUCAAACCCCCUGAAGAUGAGACCCAUCUUGUAAGUUGGAAGACUCAGCUGGAGGAGGAUAUGAAAAUGAUCCAUUUUCAAGAUACCAAAAAUCACAUCGUUGAAGUGCUUGCAGCUAAUGACCUUGACUGUGAUGAUUUGGGUUCCAUCUGCAUGGCGGAUACAAUGGAUCUUAGUAACUACAUAGAAGAAAUUGUUGUGUCAGCAAUUUCAUAUCACUUGAUGAAUACUAAAAAUCCAGAGUACAGAAAUGGAAAACUUGUUAUCUCUUCCUCGAGCUUGUCCCAUGGAUUGAGUAUAUUUCAGGAAGGUAAAUCUGCUGGGAAGGACAGUCUCAAACUAGAAGCACAAUCUGAGAUACCUAAGAAAGAAACUCCAGAAACAAAAACUGGAGCCAAAGGUGAAGCUGAUACAACAGCUACAGCGGCAAAAGAGGCUGAUUCUUCAUCUUCAGGCCCCAAAGCUCCAGAAGUUCCUCCAGAUAAUGAAUUUGAAAAGCGUAUACGACCUGAAGUCAUAUCUGCAAGUGAUAUAAAGGUGACAUUUGAGGACAUUGGUGCCUUGGAAGAAACUAAAAAAUCUCUUCAAGAAUUAGUUAUGCUUCCUCUUAGACGGCCUGACCUUUUUAAAGGGGGCAUUUUGAAGCCUUGUAGAGGAAUAUUGUUGUUUGGACCUCCUGGCACAGGAAAGACCAUGCUGGCUAAAGCCAUCGCUCGCGAAGCUGGAGCAAGCUUCAUUAAUGUAUCUAUGUCAACUAUCACAUCAAAGUGGUUUGGUGAAGAUGAAAAGAAUGUUAGGGCCUUGUUCACCCUUGCAGCUAAGGUUGCUCCAACUAUUAUAUUUGUGGAUGAAGUUGACAGCAUGCUUGGGCAGCGGUCAAGAGCCGGAGAACAUGAAGCAAUGCGGAAGAUAAAAAAUGAAUUCAUGACUCAGUGGGAUGGGUUGUUGACACAAUCUGGUGAAAGAAUUCUUGUUCUUGCUGCAACUAACCGCCCGUUUGACCUUGAUGAAGCAAUAAUAAGACGGUUUGAGAGAAGAAUUAUGGUUGGUCUACCAUCUGCAGAGAAUAGGGAAAUGAUAAUAAAGACUCUUUUGGCAAAGGAAAAAGUUGACGCGAAUUUGGAUUUCAAAGAACUUGCUACAAUGACUGAAGGAUACAGCGGAAGUGAUUUGAAGAACUUGUGCACAACUGCUGCUUAUCGACCAGUCAGGGAGUUGAUACAGCAAGAAAGUAUCAAAGACCUUGAAAAGAAGCAUAGAGCGGAGCAGCGAGGUGGUACAGGUUCCGGAGAUGAAGAGGAAGAGAGAGUAGUAACUAUCAGGCCAUUGAACAUGAAAGAUUUUAAGGAAGCAAAACACCAGGUUGCGGCUAGUUUUGCAGCUGGAGGGUCCAUAAUGGCAGAGCUGAAGCAGUGGAAUGACUUGUACGGAGAAGGAGGUUCAAGGAAGACAGAGCAGUUGACCUACUUCUUGUAG